UUUUCUUCAACCAAAUCACUCUCCGACGAAAACCGAAAGCCCUCGCCGUCGUCUCUCCGAUUUCCGAUCAAUGGCCUACGAAUACCGGAAAACCUCAUCCUACGGCGCGCAGAUCCCUCCUUAUCGCCCCGCCGCUUCAGCGCAGCCGAUGUACGGACCGCCGCAGCCGUCGUCGGCUUUAUACCCCAGGGUCAACCAACACGGCCAGGCGCCGGUCGAUCCCCCGUAUCACGGCGGCGGAGGUCACCGUCACGUUCCUCACCACCAGACCGCCACCGCUUCGACUCCUUCUACCUCGGGAUUGGGCAUUCGUGUUGCGAUAAAGCCAGAGUACCGGAUCACUCCUCCGCCUCAAUUGUCUACGCAAGUUGGAGAGAUUCCCCGAAGCAAUUUCCAGUUCAACUUUGAUUUUGAGAGGAAAGUGUUGACUGAAGCAGAGAAGGAGACUCCAAAUUGGGGCAAGCUGGGGCUGGAAAACCUCCCACCGCCUAAGGCUGCCGAGGCACGGCCUUCUUCUUCGUCCUCCUCCUCGGGUUCUGUUGGUAUCCCGGUUGCGAGGAAGCAGCAUGUCUCUUCAGCGCUCAGCCAAGAAGUAGUACCUCGUGCAGUUGCAACUUAUGGAGACAAUCCUGAGAAGGUUCGGGAAUUUGUCAAUGGGUUCAACGCUUUACAUGAGAUGGGGUUUCCUACAGACAACGUUGCCGAUGCCCUUCUAAUGUAUGAUAAUGACAAGGAGAAGGCACUCGCCUAUCUAAUCAACAGUUCGUCGUGAGGUGUUGUUGUGCUGGAUUUCUGUACUGUUUUAGUUGUGUUAUUGUUGUCCACUCUGAUUGUAAAGAAUUGCUCUUGGGCUUCAGAUAUGUUAGUCGCCAUAAGUCUGUCUAAAUUCUAGGUUUGCCAGGCUUUGGUGCACGCUUCUGUGAUGUAUAUUUUGAGUUACAUACCGAUAAUUGGAUGGUGCUACAA
Molecule: messenger RNA, 966 nt
Organism: Argentina anserina (silverweed cinquefoil)
Lineage: Eukaryota; Viridiplantae; Streptophyta; Magnoliopsida; Rosales; Rosaceae
Exons: 5
Coding region: 71-772 (233 amino acids)
Biological process (GO): ubiquitin-dependent protein catabolic process via the multivesicular body sorting pathway
Cellular component (GO): ESCRT I complex
Molecular function (GO): ubiquitin binding
Source: RefSeq, a predicted model, not a curated record